CAGAAAGGACCAAAGAGCGCUGCAGCGAGUACCGUGAUCCAUGGGCCUGAAAAAUUCCCACCCCCAGCUGUUCCCGGGGGAUAUUGUGGAGUAUCCCAGGAACAAAUAUUUCUCUCAUUUCGGAGUGUACUACGGAGAGAGGGAUGGAGUUCCCUAUGUUGCUCACCUGACGUGUCGAGAUUCAGACACCAAGCUGAUGCUGUAUGGCCGAGCUCUGAGGUCAGAGGUCAAACUGGACCCCCUGGAGUUUCUGGGGAAGAAAUACAAGGUCAACAACAUGCUGGAUGAAUCGCACCCUCCGCGGGACUUCCACAACGUAGUGAAGCCCGCCAUCGAGGACAUGAUGGGCCGCGAGGUGACCUUUGACAUCCUGUUUCACAACAGCGAGCACCAGGCGACACUUUUCAGAUACGGAGUAAAGAAGUCUGAACAGAUUGAUGAGGUCUAUGAGCACAUCAUGCCGGCCUGGAAGAAACUGUUCAAGAAGAAAAUGCUGUGAGUUCACUGCUCAUCUCCACCACCAGAGGGCGUCGGUCUUCUCCAAAUCAGCUGUUUGGGCUGGAGUUUCAGGCUCACUCGAGAUUUCCACAACCAUAAAAAGGAGGAGGACGAAAUUUUUAAUGAAUUCUUCCCUAAUUAUCUCCAUUUUAUUGAUUUCUUCUUUCAGUCCUCCUUUCUUUCCUUAUAUCUUCACUUCUUUCAUCCUUCUUCCCUUCCUCUCCUGGUUAUUGUUUUCCUUUAGACCUCAUUUGUUCCUUCCCUCCAUCACUUUUACAUUCCCUCUCCUACCCUUCUUAUUUCCUUUCCUUGCUUCCCUCACCUUUUCCUUUAAAUCUUUCUCCAUCUCUGUAUUUCACCCCUUCCUCCCUUUCCUUAUUCUUUCCAUCCUCCUUCCUUCCUUCCUGCCAUCAGUUUAAUUAAUUUAUCCCUUCCCUCUCCAUCCCUUAAUCCUUCCUCCUCCCUUCCCUUUUACUAUCCCCCCUUCUCUACUUGCUUCCUUGUUUUCUUCCUUUCCCUUUUCCUUAUAUCCCUCCUUUCCUUUUAUCCACCCUCUCUUCACUACCUUCAUAAACCCACUUCCCUUCCUUCCUUUUGGAUUGCCUGUAAUUAAUUUCAUAUUACUGUUGUUACUAUUUUUUUUUAUUAAUAUGUAGGAAAUGUUUUUUGAACGUGCACAGAUUAUUUUAUUUUAUUAAUUUCAUUUACAGGAAAAACUACAAAAAAGGAAUGAUUUUGAAAAUGAAGUUGGGUAUUCUGGGAAAACAAUUACAGAAUUUAAAAAAAGACAUCAGACAGGAUUUUAAGAUGAUUUUAACUUUGUUUUGGCCCAGUUUAAAUUAAAUGUUUUUAUUCUAUGCACUCUUUUGUUAAAAUAUCAUAACCUUGCUCUGGACCUCUGAUAUUUCCCAUCAGUGGUUUUAAUCCUCUGGAACUGAGCAUCUUUGUCACUUUUUAGAGUAGUUUUUCCUCUGUUUUUGAACAUGUUUUCCUCCCUGCUGGUGGCCCACGGGUGCUUAUUUAUGAUCACAUCAGUUUCUUUCUGAUCACUUUCUCAGAUCCUUUCACAUCGGAGGCUCUUUCAGUUUUACUCACCCUUAAAACUGCCUGUGAGCGACCAAGUUGUUCUAAAUAAACUUUUACUUGCCACAAUGA
Archocentrus centrarchus (flier cichlid) is the source of this 1653-nucleotide messenger RNA. It is a transcript of the gene plaat1l, whose product is annotated as phospholipase A and acyltransferase 1-like. Gene Ontology annotation, biological process: N-acylphosphatidylethanolamine metabolic process. Gene Ontology annotation, molecular function: glycerophospholipid phospholipase A1 activity; A2-type glycerophospholipase activity. Gene Ontology annotation, cellular component: cytoplasm. NCBI's taxonomy places the organism in Eukaryota, Metazoa, Chordata, Actinopteri, Cichliformes, Cichlidae. The record is from RefSeq and is a predicted model, not a curated record. The transcript has 5 exons. Bases 41 to 499 code for a protein of 152 amino acids.